AUGGAAUCAUCACGAGAUGAAGUAAAUCAAACCAUGGAUGGAGAUGAUACUUCAAUGUACGAUGAAACUUUUUAUUCCGCAGAAGAAGAUAAUGAAUGCACUGAAAAACCUUCAUCAGUUGACGUUAAUACUAAGGGCGAUGAACAAUCUAAAGGUUCUUGUGAAUUACUUAAAACUAAAGACCGUUCAUCCGACAUUUUCUCCUCUACAUCUGAAAAAUCUCCUACUUCUCCCAAGAUUCGAUUAACUCCUUUAAAAAAGUCCAUAGAUUCUGUUACACCAAAUACUAGAUGGUAUUUUCCAUAUGUUGGAACAAAGACAUCACCACCUGGAUUAUGUCCCUUUAGAAAAAGAAAGGUAAGAGUUGAAGACUCGGAUGAUGAUGAUGACAGCUUGGAAAGAAAUAA
This is a messenger RNA of Racocetra fulgida, 407 nucleotides long. The record is from the annotation of a GenBank genome assembly. NCBI's taxonomy places the organism in Eukaryota, Fungi, Glomeromycota, Glomeromycetes, Diversisporales, Gigasporaceae.